Phaedon cochleariae (mustard beetle) is the source of this 2032-nucleotide messenger RNA. NCBI's taxonomy places the organism in Eukaryota, Metazoa, Arthropoda, Insecta, Coleoptera, Chrysomelidae. The record is from the annotation of a GenBank genome assembly.
AAAAGUAUUUGUAUUGAGAUUGGGUCAGAAUAAAGAAUCCGUAUUAAAAAUCUUAAAUAAAUUAGUCGUAAAUGAAGUAGAGUAUACUACUCGCAAUAAUUCAUAUUAUUCUCUCUGAUUGAUACUCCCUCGCCGAUGCCGCGUAAAUAUUGCUGGAGAAUAAUAGCUGAUAGCUAUCAUUAUUGAAUUAUGGUAUAAUCUACUAUUUUUGAAAAGUUGAAUCACUUCCUCCAUUUUCAAAUAUUGUUACAUGCAGCUAAAAUUCCCACAAGUGUCUUGUGAAAAUUGAAAAAUUCAUCAAUCAAAGUGACAAUGUCAAAUAAUUGACAAAUUCAAAAUUCCAGUGAACAAAAAUAAAAAAAUGCAUCUAAUAAAUGGUAAUGGCACAGGAUCUAUUACUUAGGGCAUCAGAAGAACUCACAUUAAAGACCAGAGGAUACCGUUUAUUGCAGAAGUUAGGUGAAGGAUCAUAUGCUACAGUAUAUUUAGCUGAAUUCUUAGCAGGUAAUGACAAGGAAAAAACCUCCGAAAAAGCAAACAAAUUACUAGCAUGCAAAGUAGUAGACGUCUCAAAGGCCCCCAAGGAUUUUGUAAAAAAGUUCUUACCAAGAGAGCUAGAUAUAUUGAUCCGCAUAAAUCAUCCCCACAUUAUCCAUAUACACAGCAUAUUUCAAAGAAAAACAAAGUAUUUUAUUUUUAUGCGAAAUGCCGAAAACGGUGAUCUGCUGGAAUUCAUUUUGAAAAAAGGUCCCAUAUCAGAAGCACAGAGCAGAGUAUGGUUCAGACAAAUAGCCUUAGCAGUUCAGUAUUUGCAUGAUAUGGAGAUAGCACAUCGUGAUUUGAAAUGUGAGAAUGCCUUGAUAACUAGUAACUACAACUUGAAACUCGCCGAUUUUGGUUUUGCAAGAUUUGUAGUUGACAAUCAUGGAAGAAAAUUAACAAGCACAACUUACUGUGGUUCUUUAUCAUAUGCAGCCCCUGAAGUUCUCAGAGGACUGCCCUAUCAUCCAAAAAUAGCUGAUGUAUGGUCAUUAGGAGUUAUUCUAUACAUAAUGGUAAACAAAGCAAUGCCAUUUGAUGACAAUAAUGUCAAGAGGCUUCAUGAUCAACAAAUGAAUCAUAAGUGGAAAUUUCGAUCAAAGGUAGUUGAUCAUUUGAGUGAAAAUAUCAAAGAUCUUGUUACAAGAUUAUUAGAACCAGAAGCUAACAAGAGGUGGCAAGUCAAUCAGAUUUUAUCAAGUGAUUGGUUGGGCAUGGAUCCAAGAUUGACACAACUAUCACCAGCUGAAGAAACUGCUUUGGCUCAGGCUCAAGUGGAAAGAAAGAACUAUGUUGAAAGUGGUAAUAAAACUGGUGCUGAUGACAAAAAAGUUCUUCAACUGGAAGAAGUCAAAGUUCUCAAACCCACUGUGAAUGAAGAUGAUAAAAUCAAGAAGUUCCCUAGUACUGAAGCUGUUAUGAAAACAUCAAUUGCUUCUGCCAGUAAUCAGCAAUAAUACACAACAAGAGAUUUUGCGCAUCACGGCAACAAGCUACUGGCUGACUGGCAAGAGACGUUUGUAUCAAUACUGGCUGUGAUAAUUGUCAUUGUCAUUUGUCAUUGAUUUUGUUGGAUUGUUGGAGACUAUCUGGGUUGGCCUGGAUUUUUUUACCAAAUUACAAAUUUUAGUAAAUUGUACAAAUACCUACUAAAAACUCUCUACAAAAAUGGGUCAUGGUUUCGGACAACUUUAUAAACUGAGAGGAAUUGUCAUGUACAGAAUAUCACAUUUUGAACAGAAAUUGUUUACGGGUAUCAUAUCACAUGGAUUUCCCAACACAAUAAGAAGAAUUGCAGAAAACUUCCCAUAUAUUGCCCCACCUGUUGCUCUGUGCUACCUUAGUUAUGAUCAAUUAGAAAAAGAACAUCACCGAUUGAUGCUGAAGAAUCCUGCUGAUUUCGAAAAUGAUCAAUAAACAUUGUCUUUCAAUAAUUUAUAGUAGGCUGUAAAAUAUACAAAUACAAUUACAAAUAUACAUUCUAAGUAGUGAA